AUGGGAAGAGGUUUAGUGUUGUUUACCGUUAUUAUGGCUGUGAUGGCUACCACAAGAGUCUCUGCUCAGUCGAGUUGCACAACCGCGUUGAUCAGCAUGUCUCCCUGUCUCAAUUACAUAACCGGAAACACUACCUCUCCUUCUCAGCAAUGCUGCAGUCAGCUAGGUAAUGUAGUCAGGUCUUCUCCUGACUGUUUGUGUCAAGCUCUCAACGGUGGAGGCUCUCAGCUUGGGAUCAACGUUAACCAAACACAAGCUCUUGCUUUGCCAAGGGCUUGUAAUGUUCAAACCCCUCCCGUUAGUCGAUGUAACAACGGUGGUGGUUCUACUGCUAACUCUCCAACAGAUUCGCCAAACUCUUCAGGACCAGGAAAUGGAUCGAAGACUGUGCCAGUAGGGGAAGGAGAUGGACAAUCGUCAGAUGGAAGCUCUAUCAAGCUCUCAUAUCCUCUUCUUACCUUCCUCUCUGCAGCUUCUUACAUUGCAAUCUGCUUGAAAUACUGAUUUCUUCCCAUCCACGUUUCUCAUGAAACCGAUGAAGUUUUUAUUCCACUCAGAUUGCUUUCUUUAUUUGUCUCUAUUUAUUCACAUUUUCGUUGAGACUUUGUGUGAUGUAUUAAAUCCUCUAUGAACCCCUAUUCUACGGGGUAGCAUGUUGGAUCUCUUUACCUUUUAUAAUAAGCAUUAUUUUC
Molecule: messenger RNA, 692 nt
Organism: Eruca vesicaria subsp. sativa (arugula)
Lineage: Eukaryota; Viridiplantae; Streptophyta; Magnoliopsida; Brassicales; Brassicaceae
Source: the annotation of a GenBank genome assembly